This is a messenger RNA of Asparagus officinalis (garden asparagus), 709 nucleotides long. RefSeq lists its product as uncharacterized. NCBI's taxonomy places the organism in Eukaryota, Viridiplantae, Streptophyta, Magnoliopsida, Asparagales, Asparagaceae. Bases 1 to 708 code for a protein of 235 amino acids. The record is from RefSeq and is a predicted model, not a curated record. The transcript is spliced from 6 exons.
AUGUCAGCCUCAAAAACCCAGCGGCCCUUCUUUCCCCCUCCCCCAAAUCGAAAUUUUCAGCGCCUCCCCACCCCCCAAAUCCUCAACUCCUACUCCUCCCUCCACCGCCUCCCCCUCCUCACCCUCUCCCUCCUCAACCUCACCCUCGACCCCUCCCCCCACUCUACUCCCUCUCCCUCCACGGCCUCCACCACCAAAAAGCAAUUUAGAAGCUCAAGAUCGCCGGGGAUCCAGCAAAACCUUCUUCCCCGUCGAAUCCCGUCACCAGCUCUCCGGCCUCCGCUGCCCUUCCCUCUCAAAAUCCGCGUCGUCGUCGUCGUCGGCCAUGGCGAGCUGCGGCUAUCACUCUCCUCAGUUCUCAAAGAAAUUGGUAUCAUUACCAAAACAUACAACAGAUGGACAAGCAAAGCAUUUUUUACAAGAGAUGAUGGUAAAUAUAGUGGUUUCCAUCUGUAUUUGUCCGGAGACGAGAAUUCCUUAGCUGGAAAUAUGAUGGGAAAUAUAGCUGGAAAGAUUCAGAGCUCGUCGCAUUUCGGAGAUAAGACUGAUAAAGGGUUGGAAGAACCUAGAGGAUCUGUCUUCUCAGAUGAUAGGUGUACUUUUGCCAACGCAAGCCUGGAUCAGUCUUCAGAAGGAUGGCUUGCCAAUUGCUUAUCCGAUAUUGAUACGCAUCGUAGUUCUGGUGAAAUGUCAGUACAAUUUCUAUAAC